Suillus paluster is the source of this 945-nucleotide messenger RNA. RefSeq names its product GPI biosynthesis protein family Pig-F-domain-containing protein. The coding region runs from base 56 to 925 and encodes 289 amino acids. The transcript has 6 exons. The record is from RefSeq and is a predicted model, not a curated record. Lineage: Eukaryota; Fungi; Basidiomycota; Agaricomycetes; Boletales; Suillaceae. Gene Ontology annotation, biological process: GPI anchor biosynthetic process. Gene Ontology annotation, cellular component: endoplasmic reticulum membrane.
UCCGGUAUUACUCUGUACAUUGUAUGAGUUGACAUUCCGCGGCUACUCAUUCAAAAUGCCUGCCAGAAAAGCAACUGCUAACAAAACUGUAGUUUCUUCGACAGACAAACCCCAACACGCGUUCUUCCCAUACGCCCGAUACACUUCCGUCGUAGGCGUGCACAGCAGCCUCGUAGCGUUUACCGCCCUGUUCCUACCCCAGACAUCUCAUUUACUUUGGACAGCUGAAUCAACGCUCGCAGAUCGACCCCAAUCGCAGUUUCUCGACGCGCUGACAGAUAGCUCCGUUCUAACACUCGCUUGGAUCGUCGCAGGGCUGGUGGUUCUUCAAGUAUGGUGGGCGGGGUGGAUCAGGCAGUGGUGUUUUGAAUAUACUUCUCGCGGAACUAGUGAUGAGAUCAAGGUGGAUAGAUAUCGGUUUCAACGGGGUAGAUUCACAAAAUUGGGGAGAGCAGCUGUCUUCACUUCAUGUGUAGCCUUACUGUUCCACGUAAUCAUAAUAUUGUUCGGCGCUCCUUCUGCAAGUCAUCUCCCUCAUACCUUCUUGCUGGCGAUCGUUCUCGCACUACUAUCUGCGUUCGUACCCGCUUAUGCUCUGGGUUUCCCCACCUUUUCUUCCGAUACUUCGUCCCUAGUCACCAGACUCACCUGGACCCGUUUAUUCGCUGAACUUUCGCCGCGAAAUCCGAUAGAAAGAGCUUUGGUUUACCCGGCUGUCGGGACGCUGCUUGGCUCUUGGCUCGGCGCUUUCUCAAUUGCACUGGACUGGGAUCGACCAUGGCAGGCCUGGCCGCUAACGCCUCUUUUUGGAGGGAUCGCUGGCUACAUAGUCGGAUCUCUCACAGCGCUUUUCGUCAGCGCACUAAUGUGGCUGGCAGAAGAAAACGUUAGAAUGCGACAAUCGGAGAAGCAGAAGACCACCUGAGGUCCCCUUCUAUCUUCUAU